Messenger RNA from Cydia strobilella, 1731 nucleotides. RefSeq lists its product as uncharacterized. NCBI's taxonomy places the organism in Eukaryota, Metazoa, Arthropoda, Insecta, Lepidoptera, Tortricidae. The transcript is spliced from 3 exons. The record is from RefSeq and is a predicted model, not a curated record. The coding region runs from base 410 to 1621 and encodes 403 amino acids.
CGAUAGACCCUCAAAUUGUGGCAGUGGCGCCACCUACGCAGAGUUACGCGUAAUAUUCCCUAUUAAAUAAAUAAAUAUUAUGGGACAAUCUUACACAAAUCGACCUGGUCCCACAGUAAGCUCAAUAAGGCUUGUGUUGUGGGUGGGUAUGGGUACUAGACGACGGUAUAUAUAAUAGUUAUCCUGUCUUCGUCCUUCGAGAUUUAAUCCUUUACUAUGUAGUAGCCUAUGCUACGCGCAAACCUAAUCGCACAAGUUUUAGCGUAGAGAGAGAGAAAAAACACAUUCAUUUCUCCCUCUCCUAUCCCACCCGGCGCAGUAGUCAAUCCAACUGUCAACUUCAUUCUUGUCCGUGCGCGCGCGGCGCUCGGUUCGCACAAGUGCAAUUUUCUACUGAAAUAAAUAAAUUAUGUCGAAGCGACCGCAUGGAGAGUCUCAAGAAGAGAGAUGGAUGAGGAAAUUGAAAAUGUAUGAACAAAAACUUGAAGCCAAACGUAAGCGGCGCGCUGAAAAGUCUGAAAAUAUAGCUCCAAAUCAGCAGGAUGUGCAAAACGAAGAACAUACCGAGCACAAUGAGGCUUUAUAUGACCAGACACCAAAUGAAUCUGAGAAUAUAACAGAUGUCGACAACACCGAAGAACAUCAAAUGCGUGAUGUUGAAUACGACGAUUACUCGUACGGGCAUAUCGAAUUUGAUGAUGCUAGUGAGAUUACUGAUACCACAUGCACCAGCCCGGGCUACACGGCAAAUGGCCAAGACAAGGAGAUAAAGGAGAACGUCACAGAAGGUGACUUUGACCCUAGUCUUUUACAAGAACUGGGGAUUGUAGAAGCGGAUCCCAUUGAGUUCGGUGAUGACUUGCAGGUUGACGUAGCGGCAAGAUUCCAAAAAUUUUUGUUGGAAGGACUUAAAAAAGAAAAGAAAGAAGAACUUUUGAAAAAAUAUCCAUUUCCCAAAAACGUUCCUCUAGCAAAAAGCCCGUCUCUAAACCCGGAAAUUGGAGCCAUGCUGGCCGAAGCAUGCAAGCUGAGAGACAAAAGGCUGCUCACGAAGCAGGACCAGCUUGGCAAAGCGCUUUCAGCGCUAGGCAAGGCGCUAACUGGCCUUUUGAAACGAACUCCGGAUAUCCCAGAUAUUAUUCGGACACUCAAUGAUGCGGGCAUUAUGUUAGCUGAUUCCCAUUAUGUUGAAACUGAUACCCGCCGCUCAGUCAUUAUGCCACUAAUAGAUAAAUCCUUUGUGGAGACUUUCAAAGACAGAAAAAGAGACACCUUUCUUUUUGGAGAAAAAUUGGGUGAGUUGGUGAAGGACUCUCGUGGUAUAAAAAAGACAGGACAGUUAAUUCAACCACCAUCAACGACUUCUAAUUUAAAUGGCAGAGGUCCAUCGACGUCCCGAGGAAUGCGAUAUCAGCGGGGAGGCCACACAUACCAACACCGACCCGGUGGACCGAGAGCAGCAAUGUCGGCCCAAGCAUACCAAUACCAAUACCAAGGUCGCAGACGAGCAGCUCCGCCGCCGCCACCGCCUCCGCUGAGCCGCCGUCACCCUCCACAUCCACCUUCAACACGCCGACCACCACCUCCUGCGCAGCGCUCCUCAACCAGUCGGCGGACUUAACUGCGCAAUGUCAGAUCAACACACCCGCUACACCGUCAUAUUUCCCUGGUAGCGUGUGUGUUAUCCGGGAAGGGUUCCGUAGACAAUGUGUACCUGAAACGGCAUUAGAG